Molecule: messenger RNA, 2301 nt
Organism: Lotus japonicus
Lineage: Eukaryota; Viridiplantae; Streptophyta; Magnoliopsida; Fabales; Fabaceae
Product: squalene monooxygenase SE1-like
Exons: 8
Coding region: 181-1761 (526 amino acids)
Biological process (GO): sterol biosynthetic process
Cellular component (GO): endoplasmic reticulum; membrane
Molecular function (GO): flavin adenine dinucleotide binding; squalene monooxygenase activity
Source: RefSeq, a predicted model, not a curated record
UUCAAAAGGAAAAAUAUAAUGUAAAAUUUUAGAAGUGCAGAUAAAGAACCUUCAGAAUAAUAUAUUGCCAUCUAUCCUUUGACAUUAUAAAAAGAAAAAGAAACCUUUCCUUAUAGUAGCAGAAGUAACAGAUCAAAAGUCACUCAUAAUUUAUCACCAUUAAUUUCACCACUCUUGGAGAUGGAUUAUGAAUUUAUUCCAGGAGGGAUACUGGCUUGUAGUUUGGCCUUAGUGUUUGGUCUGUACCAAUUUGCAGAGAAGAGGAAGGCCACAAAUCCAAGUUCAAUGCAUGUAAAGAGUAGUAAUGGGUGUGCAAAGACAACAUCAGAAAAUGGAAUAUGCCCACAAAAUGGUGAAGGAAGUACUGACAUCAUCAUUGUUGGUGCUGGAGUUGCUGGCGCAGCCCUUGCUUACACACUUGGAAAGGAUGGACGGCGAGUGCAUGUGAUUGAAAGGGACUUGAAUGAACCUGACAGGAUUGUUGGUGAAGUACUAAUACCUGGGGGCUAUCUCAAGUUAAUUGAGUUGGGUCUGGAGGAUUGUUUGGAUGAAAUUGAUGCUCAGCAAAUCUUUGGAUAUGCCUUUUAUAAGGAUGGGAAAGUUGCCAAGUUAUCUUAUCCUUUGGAAAAAUUUGAUUCUCAUGUUUCUGGGAAAAGCUUUCACAAUGGUCGUUUCAUACAGAGAAUGAGAAAAAAGGCUUUAUCUCUACCAAAUGUAAAAUUGGAACAAGGAACUGUUACAUCUCUAGUUGAAGAAAAAGGAACCAUAAAAGGGGUGCACUACAAAACCAAGAGUGGACAAGAACUCAUAGCAAAGGCUCCCCUCACCAUAGUGUGUGAUGGUUGUUUUUCCAACUUGAGGCGCUCUCUUUGCACCCCUAAGGUUGAAGUGCCCUCUCAUUUUGUUGCACUAGUCUUGGAGAACUGUAAUCUUCCAUAUGCAAAUCAUGGACACAUUAUCUUUGGUGAUCCUUCAACAAUUUUAAGUUAUCCCAUUAGUAGCACUGAGGUUCGCUGUUUUGUUGAAUUGCAUGGCCAAAAGUUACCUUCCAUUGGUAAUGGUGAAAUGGCCCUUUAUUUGAAAACUGUGGUAGCUUCCCAGGUUCCUCCUGAGUUGCAUACUUCUUUUAUAGCAGCAAUUGAUAAAGGAAAUAUGAGAACCAUGCCCAGUAGAUUCAUGCCUGCCUCACCUCAUCCCACACCUGGUGCCCUUUUGAUCGGAGACGCGUUCAAUAUGCGUCACCCUUUAACCGGAGGAGGAAUGACCGUGGCUUUGGCUGAUAUUGUUGUGUUGAGGAAUCUACUUAGACCUCUGCAUGAUUUGCACAAUGCUUCUGCUAUUUGCAAAUAUCUUGAAUCAUUCUACACUCUCCGCAAGCCUAUGGCAUCUACGAUAAACACAUUAGCUACAGCAUUGCCCAAGGUGUUUCGUGUAUCUCCUGACCCUGCUAUGAAGGAAUUGCAACAGGCAUUCCUUGAUUAUUUGAGCCUUGGAAGAGUUUUCUCAGAGGGACUAGCAUCUCUCCUCUCUGGACUAAAUCCUCGUCCAUUGAGCGUGGUUCUCCAUUUCUUCGCGGUGGCUAUAUAUGGCGUUGGCCGACUUCUGAAACCAUUUCCUUCUCCGAAACGAAUAUGGAUUGGAGCUAGGUUGAUUUCAGGUGCAGCUUGUAUCCUUUUCCCCAUUAUCAAGGCUGAAGGAUUAAGACAAAUGUUUUUCCCAGCAACUGUUCCAGCAUAUUACAGAAUGCCUCCUGUCCAUUAAGCAUAUUACAUGUAAAAUCAGUUCCCACAUUCUUUGUACCUGUAGUUUUCCACUAUUUGGAAAAAAGAAUAAGAUAGCAACUCCAUUCUAUGAUUACGAAAAAUGAUUUUGUACAACUGUAAAGUUUAAGGGGAAAAUAGGUUUUAAAUCCCAAACCAAUAUUCUUCCAUUCUUCAUAGUUCACAAAAUGAUAUGCUUUGUCUUCAUUGCAAGUUCACGGUUUCACAAAAUGAUAAAGGAAGAGAAGAAAAUACAUGGGGAAUUGUUGGAGAAAUUGUGUAGUGCAAGGGAGGUGAAGACUUGCUUUUGAGUUUCAGAAUUUGAGUGAUCGGUACUAAUUCUUAGGCACAAUGAAAAAUGUUAUUUCACCCUGAAAAAAACACUUGAGAAAUUCGAAAAAGUGAAAGAAUUCAAACUGUUUUGGAAACUAGACUAAAGACUCAGGGGUUGGAAAGUAACUGUAUGGGGAAACUUGACUCCAUUGCAAACAAUCAUCUUAAUUAAAAGGCAUAAUCGUCAAGUGGCAUUCCCUUGUAUUAA